UGAUGGGGGAAGGGGUUAUGGGAUAUAUAAGGAAAGGGGGGGAUGGGUAGGGUCAAGGAAAGGCGCGGUUGGAUUACGCAAGGAGUUAUAGUUUGGGCUGUUGUAACUCGGGAAGUCAUGCGCCAGCGGGUCCCCGGGUUACGACAGAUACGGUCCGAGGCGGUCGCGGAGGGAAGAGUUUUUAGUGGGUGAAAGUCCCACACUAUCUCAUCACACCGGGUGGUGAGGUGUGCAUAAGGCAUUUUCUCUCCCCACGCAAAAAAAAAAAAAGGUUAGGUUAGGUUAAGUUAGGGUUACGGGGUUCCAGCUUUUUUGCCAUUUUUUUAUUACGGAAAUCGAAAAUUGGUCACGCGAAACGGAUUCUGGCGUUGUCUCGCGUCGAUAUCUAUCUCCGUUCCUUAGUUAUAGGGGUGCAAAGCGUCCCUUGCUAUUUUGGGUCCGUAACUCGGAAACCGUUGACAUGGCAGGAUUGGCACCCGAGGGACAUCACAUAAAUUUGUAAAAAUAAAAAUUUCUUUUUCAGAAAUAUUAAAAUAUCAUCCAAAAUAAAUUUAGUGGAUUUGGCGGGUAUGGAAAGGAUGAAGAAGACCUUAACAAGUAAUUGUCAAAUAGUAUGUUUAUUCUGCUUCAAUUUGAAUUGGCGCCUUCUAGAAACGAUUAGUCUAGUCUUAAUUCCUGUUGUCAGAUGUCAACAGUCGUUUAGAAGAUCGCGCGAGAAGACGUGUCUCUCACCCCUGUCGUAUCGCGACCGCCAAACAGUUCGCUUGUAUCGUUAUUAGCUCGUGUCGUUCUUUUGUAGUAUAUCGCUUAUGUCGUAUAUUGCUUCUGAAAGUUAAUAAAGUACAGUCUUGCUUCUCGCGCAAAUCAUUCACGUUGAUUCCACUCAACCCAAAAACCAACAGUAAUGAAAAAAUAACAAUUAGUAAAGUUAAUAAAUAUAAUAAUUAAUAAAGUACUCUAUAUUCUUUAUGAAGAAGACCUUAACAAGUGGCCAACAAUUUAAAGAAGGGAUUUGCAUCAACCGAAGCCUGAUGGCCCUAAUAAACAUGACAAAAAGAAUCCACCAAAAAUAUAACGGCCACCGCGAAAACAAAUUAACGCAAUUUUUAAAGAAUUCCUUGGGUGGGAAUUCUUUUACAUUAAUGAUUGCCUGUGUCAGUCCUGCGGAUAAAUAUUUAUAUACUACAUUUUAUUUUAAUACAUAUUAUUUAUUAACAAUUAAUUUAUUUUAUUACACAGAUCAAAACUUAGAAGAAUCGAUAAAUACUUUAAAAUAUGCCGAAAAUGUGCAGAAAAUAAAAAAUAGACCAACCAGGCACAUAUUUAAAUCUGAAUCUACACCUGCAUCGUCCGCAUCCACGUCUACAUACGAAAACAAAAUUAAAGUUUUACAAGAAGAAAAAGGAAAAUAUUUAAAAAUCAUCUUUCACCACUCCCGGGAAAUUCAAAAUCAAUUAAAAGUCCUAGCAAAUGUAGAUGCAAAACAACAUUUAUGGGCCGAUUUUCUCGAAAUUGCUAAUAAGAACAGAACCUCAGACUAUUUGGAAAACAGUCACGAGAACAGUGCGCCAAAUAACAGCAAUGGUGAAAUGGUAUCUAGAGAUUUAUUUCAUUUUAAUAUCAAUGAUACGAAAGGCAGAAAAUUAAAAAUUGGAGUAAACAAAGAAUUUUUUGCAGCAUUAAUUCCAAGUAAUAUAUAACAUACUUUCUCAUUCUCAACAAGAAUAUCAUAUGUACAGACAAUACGCUCAUGAAGCCUUAAAUAAUGAAUUGAAUGCGCAAAUUAUAGCGCAAAGAGUUAGUCGAGAUCAAGAUAAGCUCGUAAAUAAUCAGGAAAAUCAACGACUAGGAGAGCUAAUUCAUUUUUAAUUUAAUUUGAUUUAUUUAUUUCUUCCAUCUUAAUAUUUAAUAUUUUCUGUUUUGAUCAAUUUAUUUACUUUAUCAAUGACAUCUAUUAUAUAUGAAACCAGCAAUUUAUUUAUAUAUUCAUUUAUGAAAUGAGUCACGUCAAGUGAUAUUAACUCUUAUUACCCAUAAGGGGUGUUUUUUUAAAUUUGGCAACAACAUAAAUGUAUAUUUGUGCGUAUGUGGAUGCAUGUAUGAGUGCGUGAGAGGGUGGGUGAGUGUGUAAAAUUAAAACCACAUAGUAGCCAUCCCCGAAAAAUUUGCAAAAUUUUGACACCAAUUUCGAGAAAAUCGGUCCAUAAAUAUGAAACAUAGUG
Molecule: messenger RNA, 2222 nt
Organism: Formica exsecta
Lineage: Eukaryota; Metazoa; Arthropoda; Insecta; Hymenoptera; Formicidae
Product: kinesin-related protein 8-like
Exons: 3
Coding region: 969-1700 (243 amino acids)
Biological process (GO): microtubule-based movement
Molecular function (GO): microtubule motor activity; microtubule binding; ATP binding
Source: RefSeq, a predicted model, not a curated record